Colias croceus (clouded yellow) is the source of this 983-nucleotide messenger RNA. RefSeq names its product mitochondrial coenzyme A diphosphatase NUDT8-like. Bases 57 to 716 code for a protein of 219 amino acids. Gene Ontology annotation, molecular function: coenzyme A diphosphatase activity. NCBI's taxonomy places the organism in Eukaryota, Metazoa, Arthropoda, Insecta, Lepidoptera, Pieridae. The transcript has a single exon. The record is from RefSeq and is a predicted model, not a curated record.
UUUUAAUACCAUGCAAACAUUUUGACCGUAGGCAGUGUUUCGACGUUACUUUAAACAUGGUCCUGUCACCGCGAAUAUUGCUAUCGAAUGUUGCGCGUGAGAAAUGUAAAGCGUGUUUGCGAGAACAGCCCCAAUUAUUCAUUCAAAAUGGUGCAAUAUCCGAACCAAAAGCUGCAGUUUUACUGCCCCUAUGUGUGAUAAAUGAAGAGGUACAUAUUUUGUACACUUUACGGUCAUCCGCUUUAAAAACUCACAGUGGUCAGGUAUCGUUUCCUGGUGGUAAAAUUGACAAAGGAGAGGACGUAAUCGACACAGCGCUAAGAGAGACAGAAGAAGAGAUUGGUAUAACUCGUGAUGCGAUCGACGUUUGGUGUACAAUGUCCGCAGUUCAGGGACGCGAUAAGAAUAUGUUGAUAAAACCUGUUGUGGGAGUUAUCAAAGAUUUCGAAAAGCGUGUAUUAGUGCCGAAUUUCCAUGAAGUGGAAGAGGUGUUCACUGUUCCUAUAUCAGCACUGUGUGAUCCACUUAACCAUGCACACUUGAUGUUUGAUAACACUCCUCUACCAAUAUUUUUAGCUGGCAAACAUAAGAUAUGGGGUAUAACAGGGUUUAUUACCCACUUGUUCUUACAGUGCUUCCUUCCCAGUGAGAAUUAUUUGGUUGAUUUUAUGAGGAAAAAGUUUGAUAUGAAUGAACUUUUGCCAUCUAAGUUAUAGUAGUAGUAGCUUGUACAUAUUUUUACAAAUGAUCAAUAAUUGUAUUAUUGUAAUGGGGUAAAUGAAAACAAUGAAAUGUAAUAAAUAACAAGGUUUUAUUUAACUUUUUGUACACUUGACUUUUAAAUAUAAAUUACCAAUACAAUUGGUGAUGGGUACUAGGUUGCUUGAUUAUUCAUUAACUGUGAUAUGUAUUUUAUAAAUAAUUUAUGUAAAUUUCGAAUAAUAAAGUAUUAAAAAAAAUUGUUUUAAUUUUUCAAAGUAGGU